This is a messenger RNA of Acaromyces ingoldii, 729 nucleotides long. Its product is annotated as P-loop containing nucleoside triphosphate hydrolase protein. The transcript is spliced from 2 exons. Lineage: Eukaryota; Fungi; Basidiomycota; Exobasidiomycetes; Exobasidiales; Cryptobasidiaceae. The record is from RefSeq and is a predicted model, not a curated record. The annotation marks the transcript as partial. Gene Ontology annotation, cellular component: cytoplasm.
AUGACCUCAUCCGGUGGGCUGGAUGCGGGCCGCGUCGUCGUCGUCGGCGUUGGCGGCGCGACCAACUCGGGCAAGACGACGCUGGCCAAGCGGCUCCUGUCGAUGCUGCCUGCUGGGCGGGGCAUCAUGGUGCACCAGGACGACUUUGCGCUGCCCGAGUCGGAGCUGCCGUGGAACGAGAAGGCCCAGGCACGGGAUUGGGACCACCCCGUCGGGACGAUUGACUAUGAGAGGCUCGAUCGGACGGUCCAAUACAUCGAGGCGCACCGAUCACUGCCGCCGGACCACGCCUCGCACGACCACCUCAACGCCUCCUCAACGGCGCCCCCCCUCUCGCCUGCGUCGCGCGGCGACGGCGGGCCGCUGGCCUCGCGCCUCGCUGCGCUCCUCGCCGCAGACGACGGCCUGACGCUCGCCAUCCUCGACGGCUUUCUCCUCUACUUUUCGCCCCGCGUGCAUGCGCACAUUGACGUCCGCCUCUUUCUGCGCGUGCCGCGUCACACCCUCGAGGAGCGGCGGCAUAGACGCGAAGGCUAUGCGACGGCAGAGGGCACCGUGUGGCAGGACCCGCCGGGCUACUUUGACGACGUCGUGUGGCCCGCCUACGUGCUUGCGCACGAGCAAAUGUUCAGCGGGCAAGACGUGGAGUGCGGAGACGUGGUCAAGGUCGACAAGGACAGCAACGAGCAGGGCGCGCCUAUUAGCAACCUGAUCCUCCUAGAGGCAGAU